AUGGUGUUGGAACCAGUAGUAACCGAAAAGAUCCCUGGGUUCAAUGUUUCUGGUGUAGACCAGGACAAAAGGAAGAAUGAUCAACAGGAACAAGUAAAUAGAGCUGUGUUAUCUAAAUUUAUUCGCGUUCUAUUUUUCCCAAAUCCGGAGAAACUCCCAUUGAAGGAAAUAGUGAAUAAGUUCUUGAAGGAAGUCAUGAAUUACAACGUCGACAAGGAUGGCAGCGCAUUGUGUUGGUUUAAACAGAUAGGAAGUAAGGAUGAAACAAUCCAUUUCAAAGCAGAGAUGUCUUAUCAAUUUUGGCAGCACUUCCUAGACAAAGGACGUCGUGCAUUAUUGGAUUACAACAAGUCGAAAAAGACAAGUAUUAAAGUAGUGAGAGGACACACGAUAAAAGCGGGAGAUACCGAAAACCUCAGCCUCUAUUUGAGACUGAAAAUACGUGAUUUUUUGGAAAGGGAAGGUCUUCCCGUCCCUGAAAUAUCAGUCAAGAAUGCAUUCAUCACCAUUCGCGCCUAUAAUGGCGAGCUUGUUAAAAUGAGGUCGACAGUCCUGGCUACCAAACUAGGUUGGUCAUACAAAGACUGGCAUGGAACUCCUAUAUUAUUUUUAAUGAGCGAUUCCGAGAAGGAAGCGUAUGAGGAAGGAAAACUAAAAUGGGGCAGUCAUUCAAUUGAGACCAUCUUGGGAGUGGACAAGCUGGUCCAAACAAUGAAUGAGAAAGAACAGGAAGGAAAUGAAAAUAGUUCCAAGGAGCGAGCAGUCUCACGUAAGAGAGAGGCGUCAAAUAGUGAGAACCUCACUAGCAAGAUACCAAGAUGCGAUGAAAAUGUAGAGGAAGAAGCGGUAUAG
Molecule: messenger RNA, 852 nt
Organism: Ostertagia ostertagi
Lineage: Eukaryota; Metazoa; Nematoda; Chromadorea; Rhabditida; Trichostrongylidae
Source: the annotation of a GenBank genome assembly